This is a messenger RNA of Kluyveromyces marxianus DMKU3-1042, 669 nucleotides long. RefSeq names its product Nas2p (gene NAS2). Gene Ontology annotation, cellular component: nucleus; cytoplasm. The record is from RefSeq and is a predicted model, not a curated record. The coding region runs from base 1 to 669 and encodes 222 amino acids. Gene Ontology annotation, molecular function: protein binding. The transcript has a single exon. Gene Ontology annotation, biological process: proteasome regulatory particle assembly. Lineage: Eukaryota; Fungi; Ascomycota; Saccharomycetes; Saccharomycetales; Saccharomycetaceae.
AUGAACAAACUAGAAGCGGUUGCAAGCACUGAAAAUAACGGUAUUCCAAAUGCUUUGGUAUCGCGAGUGAACGAUUUGCCACACUUAGGCUUCUCAGAAGUCUCGCAAUUGAAGAAAGAUAUCGAACACGAAUUGGAAAGACAGUUUGACCUCUUGAGUUUAAACAACGUGGAUCUCAAUACGCCUUUGAUCACCGCAGAAGGGUUCCCGCGAGACGAUUUGGAUUUGGUGACCAUCAGAUUGAUUAAACGGAACGUUAAUGUCUUAAGGAACGACUUGAGAAGAGUCAUUGAGAGGCUGGAAUACCUACUUCCUCUCGAGUUCGAAUCGUUACAAAGGCAAAAUUCGGCGGUACAGAAGUUGGAAGCUCUCGACACGAGUCUUGUUGACGAUGACUCUCUUCUUGCAUUCGCCAAAGUUGUCGAUGUGAAGAUCGGAUCACCAAGUCAUGAGGCUGGGCUCCAAUCUGACGAUCUCAUCGUGAAGUUCGGAACAAUACAUGCAUUGAAUCACAAUAACCUAUACAACGUUGGCAAACUAGUGCAACAACAGCUCAACAAGGAAAUAUCCUUGAGAGUGAAGAGAGAUGACGAAAUAAUUACUAUACAAUUGGUACCUAGACCAUGGCAGGGGGCAGGACUAUUGGGAUGCAGAAUAAUUCGGAUAUAA